Molecule: messenger RNA, 616 nt
Organism: Anopheles nili
Lineage: Eukaryota; Metazoa; Arthropoda; Insecta; Diptera; Culicidae
Product: mitochondrial translation release factor in rescue
Exons: 2
Coding region: 173-616 (147 amino acids)
Biological process (GO): translational termination
Cellular component (GO): mitochondrion
Molecular function (GO): translation release factor activity
Source: RefSeq, a predicted model, not a curated record
CUGCGCUACGGGACGCAGCUGCAAUAUACGGAUCAAGAAUAUUUCCUAAGUCGAAUUAGGCGCGAAUUUCGUCAGGGGGCGUCCCUGACCGAUCCGAAAGAAAUAGACAUUUGUUUCAAGAGAGGACUAGCGUUACUGAAUCGCGCCCGCGUGGUGUAGAUUUGCCGUCAAAAUGGCUUCCCUGUUGCGACGCUAUGUCCUUCGAGACAUGCCCUAUUCCGGUUGGCGUGCCCUCUCGAAAAUGAUCGACGACAGCCGGGUACCGGUGUUGCAGGAGGCUGAUCUGGAGGAAUCAUUCGUCCGGGGAAGCGGCCCGGGAGGACAAUCGGUGGCCAAAACCAACAACAAGGUCGUGCUGACGCACAAACCAACAGGUAUUGUAGUUCAGUGUCACACCUCUCGGUCGUUAUUCGAGAACAGGCGGGAGGCCAGAAAGCUUCUUGUCAGCAAGCUGGACCAGCUGUACAAUGGUGACCAAUCGGUGGACGCCCAACAGCAGCGAAUCGAUGCCAAAAAACAGUCAGAAACGGCUCGGCGGAAACAGAAGUUGCAGGCAAAGAAAAAAGCCUGGAAAGAGCGGGAAUUUGGAGGGAACGAGUCUGACAAUGCUAGCUAA